Funneliformis geosporum is the source of this 2205-nucleotide messenger RNA. Lineage: Eukaryota; Fungi; Glomeromycota; Glomeromycetes; Glomerales; Glomeraceae. The record is from the annotation of a GenBank genome assembly.
AUGACUACUGGAUCCAUAAAUAUUCUUACUAUUGAUUUCAAACGCACCGAACGUAUUGGGUUAACAACAGCUCUUCGAGAGUAUAUUUCUUACCAUUACAAUGAUCACCCAGACAACUUUACGGAUGAUUUUCGCGUUCUCGACGAGUUAAGAAAUGAUUGUUUGAAUUUGGAGGUGCAUCAGAACGCCCUCCAUCGGUUGUUAAAAUAUUAUGGACAAUUGGUUUUUAUCGGAUCAAAGUUUCCCAUUGAUUUUGGCAUAGAAUUUCCUUGGUAUUCAGCUUUUUCCGAUGAAAAAAGGCCGAAGAAUAGGACAACCCCUGAGGGAGUUAAACGAGCGUGCCAGCAUUUUCAAUAUGCUGCUGGGUGCUUCAAACAUUUAAAUGAGGUCAUAGUAGCAGAAAUGCGUAUUGCACCACCUUUAGAUCUAUCAUCUGACAUGUUAAAGGUAUUGACUAACACGAUGCUUGCACAAGCUCAAGAAUGCUUUUGGCAAAAGGCUGUUCAUGACAAAUACAAGGAUGGGACGGUUGCAAAGUUAGCUAAUCAAGUAUCCAUAUAUUAUGAACAUGCACAUGAGAUUGCUUCAAAUAACUCAGAAAUUGCAAAUAUAUUUGGGCAAGGAUGGUUAACACAUUUACAAGUUAAGUCCUGGCAUUUUCAUGCAGCUGCAGAAUUUAGGAAAUCAUCUGAAUGUAUUAGUCAGAAUAAAUAUGGUGAAGAAAUCGCUAGGUUGCAAGUUUGUCAAGAGUAUAUUAAAAAAGGUUUAGAUCAAUGUAGACAUUUGCGUGAAGCAGUUAUAAAAGAUUUAGAGUCAGUACAGGCUGCCGUACAAUCAAAUCUUAAACGAGCUCUGAAGGAUAAUGAUAUUAUUUAUCUUCAAAUGGUUCCAUCCUCUUUGUCAUUAACUUCUAUUGGUAAAGCCAAUAUGGCUACUCCAAAUAUUCCACCAGAAGUUAAAGACCCUAUUUCUUUGAUGAAUGAAAGAUCUAUUUUGGGUGUACCUUUGUUUGUAAAACUCGUCCCUUAUGCGGUUCAUCAAGCUCAUAGUGUAUAUUCCGAUCGUAAGGAAAAGUUGGUGAGGGAUGAGAUUUUAUCUAAACUUCACGAGUUGAUAAAUAUUUGUAACAGUACAUUACGGUCUUUGAACUUGCCCGCAGCACUUAAUGAGGUUGAUCAGCGUUCACAAAUACCACCAUCCAUUUUAUCUAUGUCUCGAGAAGUUCGUAAUGAAGGAGGUUUAGCAAGAUUGAAUGCCAUGUUUGAUACAUUACAAGAUAAAUCUAGAAUUGUCUAUCAAACUUUAGAUGAGGCGCUUGCUUUUUUGGAUCAAGAAUGCACUGAUGAUGAAGAAUUUAGAAAUAAAUUUGGUGAAAAAUGGACUCGGCCUCCCUCAUUGUCAGCAAAUAAAGAAUUGACUGAAAAAGCGGAAAGCUAUAGAAAGGUUUAUGAUCAGGCUUAUAAAAGUAAUAAAAUUCUUCAAAAUGGAUUGGAACAACAAUCCGAAGCUUUAGAUAUAUUGAGCUCUGAUCGAGAGAUACUGGAAGAACGCGUCCCUCCGGAAAUAACAUCUGAAUCUGAUGUAGAUGAUGUAGAUGGAGUUCAAAAAAUCAAAGAUGAUUUACGAGCUUUAAUAAAUCAAUCCUUCCAAAUAACGAGAGAAUGCGAAACUAAAAUUCAAGAAGUAAAAAAGACUGCAGAUUUAGAUGAUAUUGCUCCCAUAUUGCUUAAAGAAGCUGCCAAAAUAACUUCUGCUAGCAACACAUCCAUAAAACUCGAACCUGCUCAUUUUGAAGAUUUGUUUAAUGAACAAUUGAAAAAAUAUGAUAAAUACUUAUUGACAAGUAACAAAUUAUCCGAUAUUCAAGACAACGAGAAAUUCGAGGAGUAUAAUAAAAGACGAAGAAUGGCGUCGACCAAUCAGAAGCGAGCUCAGUUUAUACAAAUGCUUGGGAAUGGAUAUAAAUGUUUCAUUAAUAUACUUCAACGAUUACAGGAAGGAAUGGCGCAAAAUUGUCAAGCUUUUGCCACUCAACGAAGAAAAGAAGCUGAACGAUUUUCAAAUGUACUUUUGGGAUCGACGAGAAAUUUCGAUAUUUCACAACCUGCAUCUCCUGUUCCUAACCUAUGGAACAAAGGAAUGCCUAUAUCAUUUUCACCUACAUCACGUGGAUAUCAAAGACCACCACAACCGCCACCACAAUGA